Molecule: messenger RNA, 1684 nt
Organism: Fukomys damarensis (Damara mole-rat)
Lineage: Eukaryota; Metazoa; Chordata; Mammalia; Rodentia; Bathyergidae
Gene: Hspa12b
Product: heat shock protein family A (Hsp70) member 12B
Exons: 14
Coding region: 89-1684 (531 amino acids)
Source: RefSeq, a predicted model, not a curated record
GAGGACCAGGGCUGCGGGCUUCGGGCUGGGAUCCAGGCGGCGGGACCAGUUCGAGCUGUCUGAAGGCGGAGCUACAGGGCCUGCGAGGAUGCUGGCUGUCCCAGAGAUGGGCCUUCAGGGGCUGUACAUCGGCUCCAGCCCAGAGCGCUCCCCGGUGCCCAGCCCGCCUGGCUCCCCAACGACCCAGGAAAGCUGUAGCAUUGCCCCCCUCACACCCUCACAGUCACCAAAGCCAGAGGCCCGAGUUCCCCAGCAGGCCUCCUUCUCUGUGGUGGUCGCCAUUGACUUCGGCACCACGUCCAGCGGCUAUGCCUUCAGCUUUGCCAGUGACCCGGAGUCCAUCCACAUGAUGAGGAAAUGGGAGGGUGGGGACCCUGGCGUGGCCCACCAGAAGACCCCUACCUGCCUGCUGCUCACCCCGGAGGGUACCUUUCACAGUUUUGGCUACACCGCUCGUGAUUACUACCACGACCUGGACCCGGAGGAGGCCCGAGACUGGCUCUACUUCGAGAAGUUCAAGAUGAAGAUCCACAGUGCCACUGUGAGCAAUGUUCUGGCAGAGGAUCUCACCUUGAAGACCCAGCUAGAGGCGGUAAAUGGAAAGAAGAUGCCAGCUCUGGAGGUGUUCGCGCAUGCCCUACGUUUCUUCAAGGAGCAUGCCCUGCAGGAGCUGAGGGAGCAGUGCCCAUCACUGCCAGAGAAGGACACUGUGCGCUGGGUGUUGACAGUGCCUGCCAUUUGGAAACAGCCAGCCAAGCAGUUUAUGCGGGAGGCCGCCUACCUGGCCGGCCUGGUGUCUCGAAUGAAUGCAGAACAGCUACUCAUAGCGUUGGAGCCUGAAGCCGCCUCUGUCUACUGCCGGAAGCUGCGGCUGCACCAACUCAUGGACCUGAGUAGCAGAGCCCCAAGUGGUGGGCGACUGGGCGAGCGCCGCUCCAUCGACUCCAGCUUCCGGCAGGCCCGUGAGCAACUGCGAAGGUCCCGCCACAGCCGCACGUUCCUGGUGGAGUCGGGAGUGGGAGAGCUGUGGGCAGAGAUGCAAGCAGGGGAUCGCUACAUGGUGGCAGACUGCGGGGGAGGCACUGUGGACCUGACAGUGCACCAGCUGGAACAGCCCCAUGGCACCCUGAAGGAGCUCUACAAGGCGUCUGGAGGUCCCUAUGGCGCGGUGGGCGUGGACUUGGCCUUCGAGCAGUUACUCUGCCGCAUCUUUGGUGAGGACUUCAUCGCCACCUUCAAAAGGCAAAGGCCAGCAGCCUGGGUGGAUCUGACCAUCGCCUUCGAGGCCCGCAAACGCACAGCGGGCCCGCACCGAGCGGGGUCGCUCAACAUCUCACUGCCUUUCUCCUUCAUUGACUUUUACCGAAAGCAGCGAGGCCACAACGUGGAGACUGCCUUGCGCAGAAGCAGUGUGAACUUCGUGAAGUGGUCCUCGCAGGGAAUGCUUCGGAUGUCUUGUGAGGCCAUGAAUGAGCUCUUUCAGCCCACGGUCAGUGGGAUCAUCCAGCACAUAGAGGCGCUGCUGGCAAGGCCGGAGGUGCAGGGCGUCAAGCUGCUGUUCCUGGUGGGAGGCUUCGCAGAGUCGCCUGUGCUGCAGCACGCGGUGCAGGCGGUGCUGGGCGCCCGCGGUCUGCGCGUUGUGGUCCCGCAUGACGUCAGCCUCACCAUCCUCAAGGGAGACUGA